ACUGUCAACAACAACAACAACAACACACAACUGUCAGUGUCAAACAGUUGACGCUUCUGCUUGCUACGAUCAAACAACAAAAAAAUAAAUAAUGUUGAAGCCAAAAGCCUUGUCUCAAGUUCUCAGUCAGGCGAACACCGGCGGCGUUGAGAACACCCUAUUACUGAAUCCUGAGGGUUCUCUGUUGGCGUACAGCGGAUACGGUGACAGCGACGCGAGGGUGACGGCUGCCAUCGCGAGCAACAUUUGGUGCGCUUACGAGAAGAACGGCUCGAACGUUUUCCGUGAGGACAGGCCUCACGUGGUGCUGAUGGAGUGCGCGGAAGGGCGCAUCGCCAUCACACAGGUCGCCCAUUUGCUGCUCUGUCUGUACGCCAGGAACAACGUGGGCUUUGGACUGCUGAAAGAGAAGGCCAACGCACUUGCCAUCUAUCUGGAGGGGCCUCUCAAGCAGAUCGUGUCUUCCUGAUCGCAACUCCCAUUUACACAUUUCAACUAACCGAACUUUCUUUGGGUGCUUCAAUCGAGACUCAAUGAUACAGAGAGAGAGAAAAUAGGAUAUGCAUAUUAGUCAGAGAAAAUGAUUGUGAUACAAUGGGAAUAUUUUUAAUUUUUGUUUUUUUUUGUCAUGGUUUUUCUUGAAAAUGUAUCAAGUUGGUCAAAUUGUGUAAAAUGAAACAUUUGAAUAGAUAAAAAAACGUA
Messenger RNA from Nicrophorus vespilloides, 702 nucleotides. It is a transcript of the gene Lamtor2, whose product is annotated as ragulator complex protein LAMTOR2 homolog. Gene Ontology annotation, biological process: positive regulation of TOR signaling; cellular response to amino acid stimulus. The coding region runs from base 92 to 469 and encodes 125 amino acids. Gene Ontology annotation, molecular function: guanyl-nucleotide exchange factor activity; molecular adaptor activity. The transcript is spliced from 2 exons. Gene Ontology annotation, cellular component: Ragulator complex. NCBI's taxonomy places the organism in Eukaryota, Metazoa, Arthropoda, Insecta, Coleoptera, Silphidae. The record is from RefSeq and is a predicted model, not a curated record.